Messenger RNA from Ostrea edulis (European flat oyster), 2496 nucleotides. Its product is annotated as ankyrin-3-like. The transcript has 11 exons. Gene Ontology annotation, biological process: intracellular signal transduction. Lineage: Eukaryota; Metazoa; Mollusca; Bivalvia; Ostreida; Ostreidae. Gene Ontology annotation, molecular function: protein binding. The record is from RefSeq and is a predicted model, not a curated record. The coding region runs from base 233 to 2425 and encodes 730 amino acids.
AUCAAUAUUGAUUCUUUAUAGUACAUAAAUUAUGCUAAUAACAAGUCUUUAUAAAUAUACAAAUGUCUUAUUAUGUCUAUUUUUAUCUAAAUCACAUUAUCACAGGUGUUUGACGAUUGAUAAUAAUGAUGUCAAUGUGGGUAGUUAGUGGCACCGAUGAAAAUGACUGUUAAAUGAAAGUAGAAACCGUUUAAAAUUUUCAGUCACUUGGAGCUAUUACGGACUUCAUUUUAUGAAUUGGGGGAAAACGAGUCUGGAUUCUUCAAUAGUCAAUACGUAUGAAAAUAAUCAAAAUAAAUCUCACAAUGGAUUUGAAAAAAGAGAGAAGAGAAGGAGAAUUCGAAAGCUCCAAGAUGCCGUCCUUCAAAAGGACAGAGAUAAAAUACAGGAAUUACUGAAGGAGGAUUUCGAAGUUGAUUUCCAAUACAGAGGUCAAACAGCUCUUCAAUUAGCAGUGAAGGAGGGUGAAUAUGAAAUUUGUCACAAACUGGUGGAAAAGGGAGCAAAUGUCAAUGUUUGUGAUGCUCAGAAAAACAGUAUCUUAAACACAGCAUGCUGGAAAGGGCAUACAGAUAUUGUAAAAUUACUUGUAAAAAAUGGUGCAGAUCUCAAUGCUCAAAAUGAUCAUGAAUCAAGCCCACUAUAUACAGCUACAUAUAAAGGACACUUGGAUAUUGUCAGCAUCCUAGUGGAAGCACGUUGUGACCUUAACCUCCAAAAUAUUCAAGGUCAAUCCCCGUUACAUGCUGCAGUGAAGAAUGGACAUAUUGGUUGUGUGCACAAGCUGCUGGAUGCUGGAUGUGACGUUAACUUUAUUGAUACAGAUUACAAAUCUCCUCUCAUGGUGGCCAGUGAGUUAGGUUUUACUGAAGAGGCAAACAUUCUUCUUCGAAAAGGGGCAUCUGUAAAUUUAAUGGAUAGAUCUGGUGAAACAGCCAUUUUAUUGGCUUCCAAUCAAGGCCAUAGUGAUAUUAUCAAAGAACUGUCGAAUUAUGGAGCAGAUGUAAACUUAACAACAACCAAUGGGCGAGUACCUCUCAUAGAGGCUAUAACAGGAUUUCAUUGGAAGGCAGCCACAGCACUGAUCCUGGGUGCAGCAGAUGUCAAUAAGACAGACAAACACAAACAAGCUCCGAUUCAUGCAGCCAUCAGACAAGUUUCCAGUGUGUUUGGUAGAGAGUUCGACCAGCAGGCCAUGGACAUUGUGAAGAGUCUAAUCAACAGAGGGGCUGACAUCAAUAAACAGGAUUCACAGGGCUGGACAGCUCUGUAUCAGAGUGCCUUUGCAGGAAACUUAGAGUUAUCAACCCUGUUGUUGGACCAGAAGGCUGAUAUAACUAGAGCAACAACCUCUGGUGAUACAGUUCUACAUGCUGGUGUCUAUGGAAACAAUGCAACAAUUGUUGAUGUAUUGAUAGCAGCUGGGUGUGGAGUAAAUGAAAUGAACAAGAAAGGGGAGCAUUCUUUGUUUUCGGCUGUUUUGUCUAGAGUGGACAUUAAGAUAGUUGGGGCAUUGAUAAAAGCUGGGAGUAACCUGAACUUAAAAGAAAAAUCUCAGCAGUUAUCACCUCUGCAUGAAGCGAUAAUUCAACAUUACACAGAGGCUGCUCUCCUGCUGUUAGACUCAGGCUGUGAUGUCAAUGCUAGAAAUUCCAAAGAUCAGACUCCACUUUAUACAGCAUGCGAGAAGGGUAACAUACAGGUUGUUGAGCGACUGCUGUCUAUUCCUGCUGUCAACACCAAGGGUACCAAACCCUCCACCAUCCCUCUCCAUAUAGCCACUAUGAACAACUUCUCCCACAUUGUACAACAGCUGAUCGAUGCUAAUUGUGACAUACAUCUAAUGAAUGAGAAAGGAAUGACUCCAAUUAUGGUGGCCUCUCGUGAAAACAGCACCAAGGUUGCUAAAGUGUUGCUCAAAAAUGGCUGCGAUCUAAACUCCCAUUGUAGGGAGAAGAAGCUGAUGGUGUGCUGUGUUCUUUACCAAGACUCUCACCCCCACUUUGACGUGGAACCUCUAUUUUUAACACUUACUCACAAAAACAUUGAAUUAAUGAAACUGUAUCUAAAAUGUUACAGAAAAUUGCCAGUGAAUGUUAUCAAAAUUUUAUCCAGUAUUUUGAUGACUUCACGAGAAUUAAGCAUGCAUAUUUCUGCGAGAGAGAAGAAAGAAAUUGUUGAGAUUUUUUCAAAUAGUUUGAAAUUUCCCAGAUCAUUGCAAGAAAUCUGCUGUUGUCAUAUCAGAGAGUAUGUGAAAUACCCAUUCCUUAAAAAUGUACAGACCUUGCCCAUUGCAAGUAAACUGAAGGACUACAUCAAAAUGGAAGAUUUUUUGUCUAUUUCUAGUGAAGGAGACGAAGAUGAGGAACUGACACAUGCUGGGAAAUUUACAUUUGUUGGCAGAAAAAUGCCUUAUUCAUUGUAAACAAUUAUACUGAUUUGAGAAGUGAAAGGUUGUUUAUCCUGUAAUUAAAUCAUGAUUAUUUUUUUGUAUGA